UUAUCCAUCUACAAAUGAAUUCAACUCCACACGUCGCCUCUUUUCCCCUCCAAAUUUCUAAUCCUUUUCUCCCUUUCACGGUUACUAUAAUCUGUUUGCUCAAUGCCCCAAAAAGGGAUGCACAAAAACGGUCAUUCUUGCUUCACAAAUUCAAGGUAGCGUUCAGCGUGAACCAUGGCUUUUCCGCUAUACUCAGGAGUGCUUUCCAAUGGCGAAAGCAAAUUAUUGCAUGAUAAAUCGAUGCUAGCUAGUUGUAAAAGAUAUGGCUGCAGUAGGGCUAAUCUCAACGGCAAUCUGAUGGUAAGAAUAGGUUCGGGUAAAUGGAGCCUCCGGUACAUGAAGUUGUUAAAAACUCGUCAGUUUCGUGAAGGUUUGGGGUCGCGACAGUCACCACUAGAAACGGGUAAAACUCCUUCAAGCCGUGGUGGGAUUUGCUCGGUUAUAGCUGAGGUGAAGAAGAAACUUCAUUUACUACCAGAGGUUGCAAGUCUUGAGUUUUGGAAGAAACGGAGCUAUGUUGAGGGAGCAGCGGUUGUAGUGGCGUUAGCACUAAUGAUGAGUCCCUCGGCUGAGGCUGUGGAUGCAUUGAAAACUUGCACUUGCUUAUUGAAGGAGUGUAGGAUAGAGCUUGCAAAGUGCAUCGCUAAUCCAUCAUGUGCUGCUAAUGUCGCGUGUCUCAACACCUGCAACAACAGGCCCGACGAGACUGAAUGUCAGAUAAAGUGUGGAGAUUUGUUUGCCAACAGUGUAGUGGACGAGUUCAAUGACUGUGCAGUCUCGCGAAAGAAGUGUGUGCCUCAGAAAUCUGAUCUAGGCGAGUUUCCCGUGCCAGAUCCAGCUCUUCUAGUGCAGAACUUCAACAUGAGCGAUUUCAACGGGAAGUGGUUCAUAAGCAGUGGUUUGAAUCCUACGUUCGACACUUUUGAUUGCCAGCUGCACGAGUUCCAUGCCGAGGGCAGCAAGCUUGUCGCGAACUUGACAUGGCGGAUCAAGACACCGGACACUGGCUUCUUCACUCGAACAGCAGUCCAGAACUUCGUCCAAGAUCCUAAAUACCCGGGGAUAUUAUACAACCACGACAACGAGUUCCUUCACUACCAAGAUGACUGGUACAUUCUAUCAGCCCAGGUGGAGAACCAACCCGACGACUACAUAUUCAUCUACUAUCGCGGUCGGAACGAUGCAUGGGAUGGCUAUGGAGGCGCAGUUAUCUACACCCGAAGCGCGGUUUUGCCAGAGAGCAUCGUGCCCCGUCUAGAGACGGCCGCGAAGAGCGUGGGGCGCGACCUGAGCCAGUUCAUCAAGACGGACAACACGUGCGGGCCGGAGCCCCCCCUGGUGGAGCGGCUGGAGAGGACGGUGGAGGAGGGCGAGGGGAUCAUCGUGAGGGAGGUGGAGGAGAUCGAGCAGGAGGUGGAGCAGGAAGUGGAGAGGGCGAUGGAGACGGAGACGACGUUGGUCCAGAGGCUGGCGGAAGGGUUCCAAGAGCUGAUCAAAGACAGAGAUUACUUCCUGAAAGAGCUGAGUAAGGAAGAGAUGGAUCUGUUGAAUGAUCUGAAAUUGGAAGCAACUGAGGUGGAAAAGCUGUUUGGUGGAGCUUUGCCUCUCAGAAAAUUGAGAUGAAUGUGUUGUAUAUGGUGACUACAUUGAUUUUAUUACCAUUUUGUUUCAAGACUAAUGUAUAGUUCAUACUCCGUGAUAAAUUAUACUCCUACUC
Molecule: messenger RNA, 1717 nt
Organism: Salvia hispanica
Lineage: Eukaryota; Viridiplantae; Streptophyta; Magnoliopsida; Lamiales; Lamiaceae
Product: violaxanthin de-epoxidase, chloroplastic-like
Biological process (GO): xanthophyll cycle; chlorophyll metabolic process
Cellular component (GO): chloroplast
Molecular function (GO): violaxanthin de-epoxidase activity
Source: RefSeq, a predicted model, not a curated record